AUGGGGAGCUCACAGCGGCCGGUGCAAACACCGCAGGCGGAGCAGGCGCUGCGGCGGGCGGCGGAGACGGCCUGUCACACAGCGGGCUACGUCGCAGCCACGCCGCCGCCCUCGCAGCACUCGCAGCACGCGCAGCACGCACUCGCUGCGGCCGGCUACGGCGCUGCGGCGGUCGCGGGGUACGCGCCGCUGCCCACGGGCGGGUACGACGUGGGGGGAGGCGGGUACGGGGGCGUGGCGCCGGCCGGGUAUGGCCACGGGUACUGCCACGGGUACAGCCACGCUGGCGCACCCGGCGCUGGGUGGUAG
Messenger RNA from Emiliania huxleyi CCMP1516, 309 nucleotides. RefSeq lists its product as hypothetical. Bases 1 to 309 code for a protein of 102 amino acids. Lineage: Eukaryota; Haptophyta; Isochrysidales; Noelaerhabdaceae. The transcript has 2 exons. The record is from RefSeq and is a predicted model, not a curated record.